Molecule: messenger RNA, 1527 nt
Organism: Phaeoacremonium minimum UCRPA7
Lineage: Eukaryota; Fungi; Ascomycota; Sordariomycetes; Togniniales; Togniniaceae
Product: putative quinate permease protein
Exons: 2
Coding region: 1-1527 (508 amino acids)
Biological process (GO): carbohydrate transport; transmembrane transport
Cellular component (GO): membrane
Molecular function (GO): carbohydrate:proton symporter activity
Source: RefSeq, a predicted model, not a curated record
AUGACGAUCCUCGCUCUCAAAGAGGACCGCCCCACCCCUAAGGCGGUCUACAACUGGCGCGUCUACUUCUGUGCCACCAUCGCAUCCUUCGCGUCCUGUAUGAUAGGCUAUGAUUCGGCAUUCAUUGGCACAACUCUUGCCUUGCCGUCCUUCGUUGACGAGUUCAACUUUGCUUCCUACUCGAAGGGGUCACUCGCACUGCUGAAACAGAACAUUGUAUCUGUCUACCAGGCGGGUGCCUUUUUCGGAUCCCUUGGAGCGUAUGUCUCCAGCUAUUUCCUGGGAAGACGCAUGUCACUCCAGUUGUUCACUGUCAUAUUCAUUUUGGGAGCUGGAAUGAUGCUCGGAGCGAAUGGGGAAAGGGGCAUUGGUCUUAUCAUCGGCGGCCGAGUGCUUGCGGGGAUCGGUGUUGGCGGAUGUUCGAAUAUGACGCCAAUCUAUAUCUCCGAGUUGUCUCCUCCUGCAGUUCGCGGACGGCUUGUGGGAAUUUACGAGCUUGGGUGGCAAGUUGGAGGCCUGGUUGGCUUUUGGAUCAACUACGGCGUGAACACAACAAUGGCACCAAGCUCCUCGCAGUGGCUAAUCCCUUUCGGCGUCCAACUCAUCCCAGCUGGUCUUCUAUUCAUCGGCUCAUUGGCCAUACCCGAGUCUCCGCGAUGGCUAUAUUCCAAGGGUCGACGCGAGCAGGCUCUCAAAGUCCUCUGCUGGAUGCGUCAUCUUGAUCCGUCGGACGUCUACAUCAUCGAAGAGGUGAACUACAUCGAAGAAGAUCUCGAAAGGUAUCGUCGAGAGAUUGGAGCUGGUUUCUGGAAACCGUUCCUCUCUCUGAAAGAGCGUAAAAUUCAGUGGCGAUUCUUGAUUGGUGCUUUACUCUUCGUCUUUCAGAACGGCAUCUUCGGUGUCGUGAAGACCGCUCUCACUUUCGUCUGGAUCCUCGUGCUUAUUGAUCACCUCGGGCGUCGAAUGCUGCUCAUGAUUGGGGCGACGGGCGGCUCGUUGUGUAUGUGGUUUAUUGGUGCCUAUAUCAAGAUAUCUGAUCCUGAAUUCAAUCAAUCAAACGCCAAGUUAUCCUCCGGUGGCAUUGCUGCCAUAUUCUUCUUCUACCUCUGGACGGCAUUUUACACUCCAUCUUGGAACGGCACCCCUUGGGUUCUCAACUCCGAGAUGUUUGAUCAAAAUACUCGGUCAUUGGGUCAAGCUUCAGCCGCUGCAAACAACUGGUUUUGGAACUUUAUCAUCGCUCGUUUCACGGAGCAGAUGUUCAACGCCUGGGGCUAUGGCGUCUAUUUCUUCUUUGCAAGCCUUAUGAUCAUAUCUGUCGUAUUUGUGUUCUUCUGCAUUCCCGAGACGAAGUCCGUUCCGCUGGAAACAAUGGACCGCCUCUUCAAAGUCAAACCCGUCUGGCGGGCCAACAAAGUCAUCAUGGAGGAGCUUAGAGCACAGGAGGAGGAAUUCAGAGAGAACAGAGGCGGAUUGAAUAUGGACGAUGAAAAAGAACACGUGGCGCAAGUUGAAUCAAAGGCUUAG